Molecule: messenger RNA, 3014 nt
Organism: Chrysemys picta bellii (western painted turtle)
Lineage: Eukaryota; Metazoa; Chordata; Testudines; Emydidae
Source: RefSeq, a predicted model, not a curated record
CCAUCACGCUUCCUUGCUUUCAUUACUAAGGCAACGGGGCCCGCGGUGAUGAGUGAGUGAGCUGAAGAAGGCUGAUGACUGGAGAAUUUUUGAGGCGUUCUUCAACUUCCUCUGCUCGGGUCUGACUAACUCUUUACCAAGCAGCGCCUCUGCCUUCCCCUCUUCCUCCCCCUCAGGCGCUGCUCACGCGGGUGUGGGGGGGAGGGGCUCGCUUCCCUCCCUCACCCCACCUUAGUGGCCGCGGCCCCAGCGCGGAGGGGGCGGGGGUUGCCCAUAUUUAGAACGUUGGUGACGUCACUCUCCUUAUAUGGGCAGUGCCGUCAGGAGCCGGCGUUCCAUUCAGAUAAAUUUCCUCCCCGGCGAACGGAAUCCCCUGCUGCUUCGGUGGAAAUGCAACGGCGGAGCGGGGCGCGCCGCAGCGGCAGGCGGGGGGAUUAGGGGACCCGCUGUAACCGCUCAAGCCCGCCCGUUUAAGCCCCCGGUCCCUACAGCAGAGGGGACCCCCCCCCGCUCCCUUCCCAUCCUCAAUUUAAGCCACGCAAAAGCGAGACCCCCGUUCAGUGCAGCCUGAUCCGCCGCCGGCGACGCUCGAGGAGAGGAGCUGCGGCCGGAGACUGCGAUGAAGAAGGUGACGGCCCUCGACUGCCGCCAGCUCCGGAAGCUCCUGCGGAAGGAGCCUUCCCGCAGCCUGGUGCUGGACUGCAGACCCUACCUGUCCUACUCGGCCUCCCGCCUCCGGGGCGCGCUCAAUGUCAACCUCAAUUCGGUCGUGAUGCGCCGGGCCCGCGGCGGCCCCGUGCCCCUCAACUUCGUGGUGCCGGACGAGGCGGCCCGGACCCGGCUGCUGCUGCCGGGGGAAGGGGCGGCCGCGGCGCGCCUGGCGGCGGUGAUCGUCCUGGAUCAAGGCACCGGGCACUGGCAGAAGCUGAAGAAGGAGAGCACGGCGCAGAUCGUCCUCAACGCGCUGCUGUCCAGCCUGCCCGAGACCGGAGCCAGGGUCUGCUUCCUGAAAGGGGGAUAUGAAACCUUUUACUCUCAAUAUCCUGAGUGCUGUGUCGAUGUAAAACCCAUUUCCCCAGAGAGAAAUGAAAUGGAGAGAAACCUCAACAGCCACUGUGAGAAGCAGAGCACCAACCACAAACCGGCUUAUGAUCAGGGUGGUCCAGUUGAAAUCCUGCCUUUCCUUUACCUUGGCAGUGCCUACCAUGCUUCCAAGUGUGAGUUCCUAGCCAACCUGCACAUCACAGCCUUGCUCAAUGUCUCCCGGAAAAGUUCAGAGUCCUUUAAAGAGCAGUAUUGUUAUAAAUGGAUCCCAGUGGAGGACAGUCACAUGGCAGACAUCAGCUCUCACUUCCAGGAAGCCAUAGAUUUCAUUGACUGCGUGAGGCGAGCUGGAGGCAAAAUCCUGGUGCACUGUGAAGCCGGAAUUUCACGCUCCCCCACUAUCUGCAUGGCUUAUCUCAUGAAAACGAAAAAGUUCCGCCUGGAGGAGGCAUUUGAUUACAUCAAACAACGUAGGAGUCUGAUCUCACCAAAUUUUGGUUUCAUGGGCCAAUUACUACAGUAUGAGUCAGAGAUCCUGUCUUCCACUCCUAGCCCCCCUGUUGCCUCAUGCAAAAGGGAAGCGGUGUCUUUUUUUGCAGAAGAACUGACUUUAAGCAAAAACUUUGAAGGCUCAUGUUACACAUUUCCUACCUCAGUCUUGAGUUCUGUGCCCAUUCGUUCUCCUGUCCAUCAGCUAAAACUUAGUCCUAUUACUGCAUCUUCAUCAUGCUAAACCCUAUUGGAAAUGAGAAUAUAUGUUCCUUUGUUACCAACUGUGAUUCCAAUAAGAACAUUUCAUGAACGUGCAAUACAGAAGGCCUCACUGAUUUAUUCCAAAACAGAAUAGUCAUAGUUGGUGAUAACUUGUGUAUAUGGACACUGACUACAAACAAAUGUGAUGUACGCAGGGCUGGCUUUCUAGAGAUUUAAUGUCCUCUUUAAAAACAAACAAAACAACACUGCUUUUCUAAGUUUUUAAUCAGUGCAACCACUACUGUACUUCCAGAUCCCUAUGGAACAAUGGAACCCCUUCCACGUAAAAGGGUCAGACCCAUACAACUGUCUCUCGGUUACAAUUUUUCAAAGAGAUAGGAACAGCCUUGUUUAAAGUGUAAGCAAUAAACAGUAUCAGGAAAGAGCAAGUCAAAUGAAAAGCACAAUCCUUGAACUGACAGGGAGGGCAAGCACUCUAAUAUUCAUUUUGCCUGUUUCCUUGCUGUUUGUUUCAUGCGUCAGGGAUUAAGCUGAUCUGAAGCUGGGGUUAGGAAGAAACUUCCUUUUGUGGUUUUAUUAGUGCAGAAUCAGGGGCAUUAGAGGGGGUUUUCACCUUUCUCAGAAGCAUCAGGCAUUGGCCACUCUCUGUGACAAGAUAUUUGAUUACAUGGACCAUUGAUCUAUUUAGGUGUGGCGUUUCCUGUGUUUCUGCAUUUGCCUUUGUACUGUAUGUGCUUUUACCUAACGCAGAGAACCAGGGACUUUAAAUGAAGUGAUCAGGCUAUCCUGCUGAGCUAUUAAUCUCAUCUGUUAUUUAAGAACUGCCCUGUAAUACUUGAACAUCUAUCUAACCCUCCUCAAAGUUACUCUUCCAUCCAUUGAAACUGUAAUUGGUGGCAUUUAGACUAAAAGUCUGAGCCCCGUCCUCUGACCCCUUCAAAGUGUUACUGGUUCGUACUAUGUGGAGAAAAGUGGUCUUGUUCAGUGUUACAUGGCUUGCUGUCAUAUGUAUGGUCACUCCCACCUAAUGUUUCUUCUGGUAAAAUUGUCUCUCACGAGGGGACUGACUGUCUUUUGUGUUGAGUUUCUGUGUCUGCAGGGAGUUCGGUAUGUGCUGCUGCUUUGUCCGUUGACUUUUUUUAUUGUUGGUUUUUUUAUAUGGGAAAUAGCAAUAAUUCCCUGAAGAUCUUGUGAAUGUGAAAGAAAAACUGAAAUGUUUUCAUGGAGUGUAAAAUAAAAGAAAAACUGUUGAAAAA